Messenger RNA from Angiostrongylus costaricensis, 189 nucleotides. The record is from the annotation of a GenBank genome assembly. NCBI's taxonomy places the organism in Eukaryota, Metazoa, Nematoda, Chromadorea, Rhabditida, Metastrongylidae.
AUGAUAUAUACGAAGGAUGGUUGCACAUUUUGUACGAAAGCUAAGGAAUUACUGAACAAUGAGAAAAUGGAAUAUAAAGAGUGUAACACAGAUAAACUGAAGGAAACGAACCCGGAGCAAUAUAAGGGACGAGUGAACGGUUUGGUCUACAUGACAAGGCAAACAACCAUGCCACAGGUAAGGCCGUAG